Bubalus bubalis (water buffalo) is the source of this 1591-nucleotide messenger RNA. It is a transcript of the gene PEX2, whose product is annotated as peroxisomal biogenesis factor 2. Gene Ontology annotation, molecular function: zinc ion binding. The record is from RefSeq and is a predicted model, not a curated record. The transcript is spliced from 3 exons. Lineage: Eukaryota; Metazoa; Chordata; Mammalia; Artiodactyla; Bovidae. Gene Ontology annotation, biological process: protein import into peroxisome matrix. Bases 316 to 1233 code for a protein of 305 amino acids. Gene Ontology annotation, cellular component: peroxisomal membrane.
UCCGCAAACCCACGAGUUCCGGAAGCUUGUGGACCGCAGGUUCGGCUUAGAAAAGCCAAGCUUCCCAGAGAUGUUUCAGAAACAGUUACUUGGAGCGGGGCGUUUCGCAGACUCCUAAGUGUGCUUUCUCCCUCAAAGACUCAGGAGUAUCAGUUUUCUGAGAGAAAAGAUGAGUGCCAUGCUUAAAAUGUAUUUGUGAAGAAAGGCCAAAGUAACGGGAGAUUCCGUCUCCAGGUUUUAAAAAAAAAAGUUUGUGUUACCUCCAGAUACUUGAGUAAAUAUAUCAUAAGUGAAAUAGAGACCUUCAGAGAAGGCAUGGCUUCCGGAGACGAGAAUGCAGAGCGGAGGAACAGAGUGCUAAGAAUCAGCCAGUUGGAUGCACUUGAACUAAACAAGGCCCUGGAGCAGCUCGUUUGGUCCCAGUUUACUCAGUGCUUUCAUGGAUUUAAGCCGGGGCUGUUAGCCCGCUUUGAACCAGAGGUGAAAGCAUUCUUGUGGCUUUUCCUGUGGAGAUUCACCAUCUACUCUAGAAAUGCCACAGUGGGACAGUCAGUGUUGAAUAUUCAGUACCAGAACGAUCUUUCCCCAAACCUGAGCUACCAGCCACCGAGCAGAAAUCAGAAGCUCUGGUACGCUGUCUGUACGAUUGGUGGCAAGUGGUUAGAAGAACGAUGCUACGAUUUGUUUCGGAACCGUCACAUCGCAUCCUUCAGGAAAGCCAAGCAGUGCAUGAAUCUGGUGGUCGGACUUCUGAAGUUAGGCGGGUUGAUUAAUUUCUUGAUCUUCCUCCAAAGGGGCAAGUUUGCAACUUUGACCGAACGUCUACUGGGCAUCCAUUCUGUCUUUCACAAGCCCCAAAGUGUCCGAGAAGUGGGCUUUGAGUAUAUGAAUAGGGAACUCCUCUGGCACGGCUUUGCCGAGUUUCUAAUUUUUCUCCUCCCACUAAUCAACGUCCAGAAGUUGAGAGCCAAGCUCUCUUCAUGGUGUGUCCCACUGACUGGAGCCCCAGGCAGCGACAGCACGCUGGCAACCAGUGGCAGACAGUGUUCUCUGUGUGGGGAGUGGCCCACCAUGCCGCACACCAUUGGCUGCGAGCAUGUCUUUUGCUACUACUGCGUGAAGAGUAGCUUCUUAUUUGACAUGUCCUUCACUUGUCCUAAGUGUGGCACAGAAGUCCAUAGCCUGCAACCCUUGAAAUCGGGCAUUGAGAUGGCAGAAGUGAGUGUCCCUUAGAAACUAAAGUUGUUCUCCUAGAAGAACUGUAUUAUGUCUAAAUCCUUAGCAUGAGUCAUCCUGAGUGUACUACUUAGAUGUGUUUUAUGAGGACACGUGCUUCUCAGCCACUGCCUUCUGUUCCUUCCCAGGCACAACUACAUUCUACUCGUCCUGGAAACCACAUGAUCCUCAAUAUGUGAUAUAAAUGGUAACAUGCUAUUUUUUUUUUAAUCAUUGUGUAUAAUUUUUAACAUCAAGAAUAAUGGACAGUUUCUGGUGGUUUUUUUUUUUUUUAACAAAUGACCACUAAGAAUGUGCCUUCAUUCUGUCACUUCCUGGAAGGAGUGAGACUAAAAAUAAAAGAUUAUGGAGACUC